Molecule: messenger RNA, 2395 nt
Organism: Pollicipes pollicipes
Lineage: Eukaryota; Metazoa; Arthropoda; Thecostraca; Pollicipedomorpha; Pollicipedidae
Product: 1-acyl-sn-glycerol-3-phosphate acyltransferase epsilon
Exons: 8
Coding region: 122-1237 (371 amino acids)
Biological process (GO): phosphatidylinositol acyl-chain remodeling
Cellular component (GO): mitochondrion; endomembrane system; endoplasmic reticulum
Molecular function (GO): acyltransferase activity
Source: RefSeq, a predicted model, not a curated record
GCUACUCUCGCAGCUCGGUGCGUUGUUGUGGAUCCCUAAUUCUUGUAAGCUUGCGAGGGAUCGAUAAUGCGACAUUAUUGCAUUUGAUUGAGGCAUCGCUGACUGCAAGCUGCAGCACACGAUGUCGCUGUCAAAGCUGCCUGGCUUUGGCAUCAUCCGAUAUGCUAUAUCCACUGGCAUCAUGGUUGGUGCAGCACCUGAAUACUUUGCUAUAUGGAUGGGAUGGAGGCUCAUCUCUGUUCCACUACCAGCCUGGCUGUAUCAGAAGGUGGAUGAUAUGCUUUACUCUACAUACCAAAGACUGGUUCUCCUCUUCUUUGAACAUGCCACUGGUUUAGAGAUAUUCUUCUAUGGAGAUGCAGAUGACAUUUUUAAGAAGAAUGAGAAUGUGUUAUACAUUAGCAACCACCAAAGCACAGUGGACUGGAUCGCCUGCAACAUGGUGGCGGUGCGGCAGGGCGCGCUGGGCCACCUGCGCUUCGUCAUGAAAGACGGGCUGCAGUGGCUGCCGCUGUACGGCCACUACUUCUAUCAGCACGGCUGCAUCUACGUGCGCCGCGGCCGCUUCAGCCAGCAGAAGAUGAUACGUAGCCUCGAGUACCUGCAGCAGGAGCGGAUACAGUCGUGGAUCGUCCUGUUCCCCGAGGGCACGCGCUACGACCCCUCCAAGCCGGAGGUGAUCGCACGCUCCGAGCGGCUGGCGCUGGCCAGCGAUCUGCAGCCUCUGCAGCACCACCUCACGCCCAAGAGCAAAGGCACGUGGCUGACUCUGGACAAGGUGCGCCGCCAUCUGGACGCCUUGUAUGACGUCACAGUGGUGUACCAGGGGAGCUACAGCCACAGCCAGGGCAAGCGGGCCAGGACGGUGGCGCUGAUCGACUUCCUGCGAGGUUUUUGUCCGGCCAUGCACAUCCACGUGCGCCGAAUCCCCAUGUCGGAAGUGCCGGAGACUGAGGAGGCGUUCCAACGGUGGAUUCAUCAGCUGUUCCAGGAGAAAGACAGGAUCGUGGCGCCGUUCUACUCACAGGCCGCCGGCUCGGCGCAGGAGAUGGCGGCCCGGUUCCGCGGCCGGCGGCACCGGCUGCCGCUGUCGGCCACCGUGCCGUCGCUGCUGCUGUACGCCGCGCUGGCGGUGCCUCUGUUCGGCACCGCCGUGGGUCGCUGGCUCUACGCGCGCGUGCUGGUCGGAGGCACGCUAGCCGGCUACGCGUGGCUCGCGCUCCGCGCCGUCUGCUAGUGGCCCGCGCCGCCGCCGCUGGCAGUGGCUGGCUGACUGCGCUGGCGCUGGGAUAUUCAGGCGCAUUUUGUUUUUGAAACCCACUUCGUGUGGUGUUUUAGCCGGUGGCGAGGAUGGCACUGUCAGGAGCCGGUCAGGACCGUUGACGCUGACCGGUGUCCCGUCGGGUAGCGUUCAGGUGGGCCGGCCAUGAGGGUUUAUUUUAGGAAGGGUUGGCGCAUCGUGCCACCAGCGCUUCACACAGAGUUACCCAUAUGUAGUGCGCCACGGUCUAAGCGACGGAUUAGUGGUGCAGAACUCGUUUUUCAAGUUCAUUCCGUGUUUGGUGUUGUCCGUGCAUUGUAGCCAGUAUUCAUUUGGUGAGGCGGUCGACAGGAUAGCCGACAGUGCCAGCGAUUAUUCAACAUGAGCAGACUGCGUCCGCCGGGCCCUGUGUGAUCCAGUUGUCUUCUCGCGCCAGUCACCAGUGUGUUACCCUCGUUUGCAAUCACAGCGUUCCUCAUGAGAAAGCGCCGGGAGGCCGAGCCGAACGAACAUGUUAUGCGUAGUCAGGGUGUGUUUCAGCACAAGUGCGGCGCGUGCCAGCGGCUGCAUUGUGUCGUCAGCGAAUUCUUUUAACUUACACGUCCGUUCUGUUGAUGUGUGAAAUACGUUUUGUGCGAACUCAUUCGGUUUGUAAAUGUAGAGCGUGUCGAUUUACACCCUCUUAGCCACGAAGGGUACGUAGCUGUGGCGACUUUGAAAUUUGAGGUACACAUUUUAUCGCUUCAGGUAGGCUUAUACUUAAUCGUGCCAGCGAGGACGGACUUACCCGGAAUCUAUGACAAUUUUCAGCAUGCCUUUCAACGGCCAUCUUCCAGUGAUGCGAGUUAUGAAUUGCUUGAUGCAUCAUAUGUCACUGUGAUUUAAUGUACAUUGUGUCGAUGUCAAGUACUUACGUUUGGUUGAGGCUGUAAUGGGGUUUGGUAAGCCCCUGCGUAUGUGAACAAGAAGGGUAGGAUCUUUUGUCAUUGUGUUCAAGAGGUUACCUUGCUUACCUCGCCUUUUGCGUGUGAUCUCAUCGCUGUGACAAUCUGCUCGGCUGCGGUGUACUGCCGAACAAGCACCUUGUGUGACACUCGUGUGACAGAUCAGUUCAAUAAAGCAAUACUGCCGUGA